AUGGCGGACCCGGAGAUGGAUCAAUUCGCGCAGACUCGCGGUGGCGACGACCUAUUCGACGACGAGAUCAUUCCUGUCUCUGCGGAGGACCAGCGGACGCAAACCGAGGUCAUUGCCCAUGAGCCGGAGCCCGAGACUCCGGAUGUACAUAUCCCAGAAACUGUGACUGCCCCUGCGACUUCGACUUCGACCGCCACCGCGACCGCGACUGCCGAAAAGUCUACUUCACGUGGAGACGCUCCGCAGCGGGGCCGUGGCGGAGAAAGAGGCCGGGGUCGGCGAAACCGGGGCAAAGGACGUGGAGGACGGGAGGCAGAUCAGGGGCGAUCGGAGAGCUCUUCUCGCAAGAAGAAGCCAUCUAAUUCCCCCGCGGUCAAUGCGCGCGAUGCCAGCCCCAUGCCUGACAAGACCGAUGAGUCUACCGAACAGCCUGCCGCAGAGGAAGGGAACGGCGAAGAAGGGGCAGUUGGCGCCGAUGCUCAACGUGUGCCUGCCGUUCGUGGGGAUCGAAGUGCGACUGGAGGUUUGAGAAAGCCAAAACUCACGGAAGAGGAACUAUCUAAGCGCAUUGCCGCCGCUAAAGAGAACGCUAUUAAGAAGGCAGCUGCUCAUGCGCGCGCUGAAGCCGACCAGGCGUCCUUCGUGGAGCGCGAGCAGGAAGCGGCGAAGAAACGCCGUGAGGAGCUCGCGCAUCGCCGUGUAAUGGAUACCGAGCGCGAGAAGAACAGACAGCGGAAGCUGAAAGCCCAAACUGGACGUGAAUGGGACUCGCAGAAACGAGAGGAAGAUUAUAAUCCCCGGGGCGGUGGCAGCCAGUUCCGGCGCGGUAUGCAUGGUGGUGUCUCUGGCGUUGCGCGACACGACGUUGAAGAAAACCGUACCGAUGGUGCUGCCGAUCAGGCUGGUGGCCAGCGGGGCCGUGGUCGAGGUGGACGAGGAGGUCGUGGUCGGGGGUCUCCGCGCGCUGCACCGGUGGAACGAUCGGGGAAUAAGGGACUUUCUGGAAGUAUGUGGGCGGAUAGUCCUGCUCAACCGGUUGUUGACGACAAGGACGAGUUCCCGGCUCUUCCGGAGGGCCCCAAGAAGACUGAGAAUAAGCCUGAGACCAAGGUCGAGACCAAGACUGAGCCCAAAGCCGAACCCAAAGCUGAGUCGCAGCCUGCCCCGGCACCGACCAAGCCAGUGCCAUCUCUGGACACUCUGGAUUCGACCUUUUCCCCCAUCACGGGCAGCUGGGCGGAUCAAUUUGACGAUGAAUGA
This is a messenger RNA of Penicillium brevicompactum, 1260 nucleotides long. RefSeq lists its product as uncharacterized. Lineage: Eukaryota; Fungi; Ascomycota; Eurotiomycetes; Eurotiales; Aspergillaceae. The record is from RefSeq and is a predicted model, not a curated record. The coding region runs from base 1 to 1260 and encodes 419 amino acids. The transcript is spliced from 2 exons.